ACCAUUUUGUGUUUACGUCGCGGAUCUGCGCUAGUUUCUGCGCCAGUUUCUCUCCUUUUUGGUGACAUUUAGCGCAGUUUUUAAGUUUAAGAAUAAAGAGUUUCAUCGGAUCUGAGCCGCACGUGCCAGAACCGAGCCCAGCAGCGGGAACAUGACGUCAGAGCGGCGCGAGGACAAAGAUGGAGAGCUGAACGUGCUGGAGGACAUUUUAACAGAAGCUCCGGAUCAAGAUGAUGAACUGUUCACCAACACAGAGACUGAGAUCACAGACAAGAAAGGAGUGAAGCGAAAGUCUGACCGCUCUGACCCGGGGGAUGUGAAGCGGCCACGCUCAGGACACAUUCCCUCAUCCUCUUCCUCUAAUAAGAGAGCAGCAUCCUCAAAGAAGGUGGGGUCUCCCAGAGCGAGCCAUGCCCCCAGCUAUCGCCAUGAUGACUAUGACGACCGGAAACUACGGCGACGCAGAGGGCGGAGCCUAGAACAGAAAAUGCGCCGUGAAGAACGACGGCCAAGCCCCUCCCCUCGCCACGAUGACCCCCAAUCAGACGAAGAGUACGGCUCUGAAGCAGGAAGCUCUUCAGCCAAUGGAGAGGAGGAGGAGGAGCCUGAGGAUGAUGAGGAGGAGGAGGAGGAAGAGGAGGAGGAGGAGGUGAUGGAGGAAGAGGAGGAGGAAGAGGAGGGAGAGAAGGAGGAAGACGACGAUGAGGAUUACGACAGAAGAGACACAAACUACGACACACGAAGUGAAGCUGGAGACUCACACAGCUCUGUCAGCUUCAGCGAGUCUGAGUCAGGUUCAGAGAAGAGGCGGGACAAGCUCUCAUCCUCAGUGCGAGCCGUCAGAGAGAAUCCGACAAGUAAACUGCGCUACAUUCUGAGAGAUGCACGAUUCUUCCUCAUCAAGAGCAACAACCAUGAGAAUGUGUCCCUCGCCAAAGCCAAGGGCGUGUGGUCCACUCUUCCGGUGAAUGAGAAGAAGUUAAACGCUGCGUUUCGUUCGGCUCGAAGUGUUGUCCUGGUUUUUUCUGUGAGAGAGAGUGGCAUGUUCCAAGGUUUCGCUCGUUUGGCGUCCGAGUCUCAGCACGGCGGCUCACCUAUUCACUGGGUGCUGCCCGCCGGAAUGAACGCAAAGAUGUUAGGAGGAGUCUUCAAGAUCGACUGGCUGUGCAGGAGGGAGCUCCCGUUCACCAAGACCGCUCAUCUGUCCAACCCCUGGAACGAACACAAACCCGUCAAGAUCGGACGAGACGGACAGGAGAUCCAGCCAGACACUGGGGCGCAACUCUGCGCUCUCUUCCCAUUAGACGACAGCGUGGAUGUGCACAGCGUUGCACGGAGAAUUCGUCACAAACGCCGCACGCCGUCGGAGCCCCGCCCCAGAGGACGCCCACCAAUCAGAGAGCCGGGAAGGCGUCGGCCAGAAGAGUACGACCUCCACGGAAGAAAGAGACCGCGCUCAGACUGUGGACCAGACUACACCAGAACAGGUUUUAUCCAGGACCUGAGGAACCAGCCAGUGGACAGGAGGUUUUCUGGAGUUCGUCGAGACGUCUUCAUGAACGGGUCUUAUGGAGAUUACAUGAGGGACUAUCAUCACAGUGUUGGGCCUCCUGCUCCGUGGCAGACGCUGGCGUACCCGGGCGUGGACCCGCCCCCUCCUCACGCUCCUUAUUACCACCACAGCCACGCCCCGCCCCCUCCUCACCAGGCAUACCACCACCCCCCCCUGCCCCCCCACGAGCCGCACCGCUUCAGAGACAAGAGCCGGACCACGGGUCACCGGGGCUACGCAUCCAGCCCGCACGAUUACGAUAUGAGAGUGGACGACUUCCUGCGCCGGACACAAGCUGUGGUCAGCAGCCGCCGAGAGAGAGACAGACAGAGAGAGAGACCCCCCCGAGAGUCCAGGAGAGAGAGGGAGAGAGGGAGAGACAGAGGAGGUGAGAGGGAGAGAGAGAAGGAGAGGGGAAGGUACAGACGCUGAGAGAGGGAGAGACAGAAGGAGAGGGGGAGGUACAGACGCUGAGAGAGGGAGAGAGAAGGAGAGGGGGAGGUACAGACACUGAGGAGAGAGACGAGAGGAGAGGGGGAGGUACAGACACUGAGGAGAGAGACGAGAGGAGAGGGGGAGGUACACACGCUGAGGAGGAGAGAGGGAGAGAGAGAAGGAGAGGGGGAGACAGAGACAGUCUCUGUAUCGUCUGAUGGUCCAAAACGAUGUUGUGCUGUUGUCAUGGAGACACGUCAAAGAUGAAAAGAUGAGAGUCACAAACGGCGCACCUGUCGGGGCCGGGCGCACCUGUCGGGGCCGGGCGCACCUGUCGGGGCCGGGCGCACCUGUCGGGGCCGGGCGCACCUGUCGGGGCCGGGCGCACCUGUCGGAGCCGGGCGCACCUGUCGGGGCCGGGGCAGCUUCUGUCUCCAGGACUGUUCUUUCUGUAAACUGUAGAUCACUUUUGCAAACAACCUCCUUUCUCUCGUCUUCUCCUUGUCUCCUCACUCUCAUCUCCUCCCCUCCCCUCUCCUCUUCUCCUUCCUCCUCUCUCGUCUCCUCACUCUCCUCCCUUCUCCUUUCUCCUCCCUUCCUCUCCUCCUCAUGAUGAUCUUGUUAGACUCUCGUGAUUAUGAAGCUUUAGAGUUUCAGAUCAGGAAACUCUAAACUUGACCUUUGACCCUUUCAUUUGUGCAGUAAGAGGAAGAGCGCCCACUGUGUCUGUUUGAGGACUGCCUUGUACAGAGAACACCUUUUAUUUCCCAUGAGCCUCUAUUUUAGACACCCGUCACUUCCUGUUUGUGUUGUACUUCCUGUUACAUGUAAAAGGGGCGGGACUUUUGUUUUUGUAUCAAAUAAAAAAAGUUUGACAAGA
Periophthalmus magnuspinnatus is the source of this 2867-nucleotide messenger RNA. RefSeq names its product YTH N6-methyladenosine RNA binding protein C1 (gene ythdc1). The transcript is spliced from 17 exons. Lineage: Eukaryota; Metazoa; Chordata; Actinopteri; Gobiiformes; Gobiidae. Gene Ontology annotation, biological process: mRNA splicing, via spliceosome; regulation of alternative mRNA splicing, via spliceosome. Gene Ontology annotation, molecular function: N6-methyladenosine-containing RNA reader activity; mRNA binding. The coding region runs from base 152 to 1984 and encodes 610 amino acids. The record is from RefSeq and is a predicted model, not a curated record. Gene Ontology annotation, cellular component: nucleoplasm.